AUGGCUGCCCCCAGAUUAGCCAUCGCUAGGCUCCGGUUCGAGCACCACCAGACCGGGCUCGGGGUGCCCGUGCCCGCCCCGCGACUCUCUUGGAACGUGGUGGCCAAGGGUGAUGAGAUCCCCGCCAACUGGAAGCAGGAGUCGUAUGAGAUCCAGAUCAAGCGUGCCGGUGCCGCCGAGCCAAAGACCUUCACCGCGGCGACAGACUCGACUGUCCUGGUGCCCUGGCCGGAUGCGCCGCUCCGCUCAGCGGAGGCGGCGCAAGUGCGGGUGCGCUCGCUGGGCAAGGCCGACGCCGGCGAGUCGAACAGCGAGUGGUCGGACUGGGCGGCCGUCGAGGCGGCGCUGCUCGACAAGAGCGACUGGGUCGCCAAGGCGAUCACGGCGCCGGAGCGCACGGACGCGCCGCACCCGGACGAGAACGGCACGCGGCCGUGGCGGUUCCGCAAGACCUUUGAGGUGGCGCCGGGGAGGAAGAAGAAGGGGGCCCGCUCGCGCCUCUACAUCACGGCCCUGGGCGUGUACGAGGCCUACCUCAACGGGGAGCGCGUCGGCGACGAGUGCCUCGCCCCCGGGUGGACCGCCUUCCAGCACCGCAUCCAGUUCCAGGUGUUCGACGUCGGGCCCUUGCUCGUCGACGGCGCCAACACCCUGGCCAUCGAGGUCGCGGAGGGGUUCUACGUCGGGCGGCUGCUCUGGGGGGACGGCGUCUCGGGCAUCUACGGCAAGAGGCUCGGCGCCAUGGCGCAGCUGUCCAUUUUGGACGACGAGGCGGACGCCGAGCCGUCCGUCGUGGUGCAGACCGACGAGAGCUGGUCCUGUGCCAUCUCUCCCAUCGUGGCUAGUGGUAUCUACGAUGGCGAGACGUAUGAUAUGGACCAGGAAUACGACUUUACGAGUUCUGCGGCGUCGUCUUCGGGCGCUUGGAAGCCAGUGGAAGUUCUCGAGACGCCCAAGAUCGAGUUCGUAGCCGCGUCGUGCCCGCCGGUGCGAGUCACCGAGACGGUGAAGCCGGUUUCCAUUACCAAGGAUCCGGACGGCAAGACACUGGUAGACUUUGGCCAGAACCUAGUAGGCCGACUGCGCAUCCCUUCGCUCUCUCGGCCCGACGGACACCGGGUCGUGCUCCGCUUCGCCGAAGUCCUGGAGAACGAGCGGCUCGGCACCCGGCCGCUGCGUUGCGCCAAAGCCACUGACCGGAUCAUUUUCGGCGGCGGCAAGGAGUUGAAAGACUGGUACGGCCAUUUCACCUACCACGGAUUCAGAUACAUGGAGGUCACCGGCUGGGGCGCGGAUGACGCCGACCAGCCCCUGACCACGGACUCGGUCGUGGCGGAGGUGAUGCACACCGACAUGCUCCGCACGGGGCACUUCUCGUGCUCCGACGCCAAGGUCAACCAGCUGCACCAGAACGUCGUGUGGUCGAUGCGCGGCAACUUUGUCGGGAUCCCCACCGACUGCCCGCAGAGGGACGAGCGGCUGGGCUGGACGGGCGACAUCCAGGUCUUUGCGCCGACGGCCAGCUUCCUCUACGACUGCGGCGGCAUGCUGGCCAACUGGAUGCGCGACGUGGUCCUCGAGACGGCGGAGCAGGGCGGCGUGGUGCCCCUCGUGGUGCCCAACGCCCUCAAGGCCAGCAAGCACCCGGUCAAGCCGCAGGCCGUGUGGGACGACGUCGUCGUCCUCGCGCCCUGGACGCUGUACCGCCACUUCGGCGACGCAGAGGUCCUGCGGUCGGCCUGGGCCGCCAUGAAGCUGUACCUGCGGGCCAUCCCGCGCGGCGCCGACGCCCUCUGGACGCCGGACCUCUGGCAGCUCGGCGACUGGCUGGACCCCAACGCGCCGCCGGCGGAGCCGGGCAACGCGCGCACCGACGGCGCGCUCGUCGCGGACGAGUACCUCGUGCACGUGACGGGCGUCAUGGCCGAGAUCGCGGGCGUGCUGGGGCUGGCCGCGGAGCGGGAGGGCUUCCGCGCCGAGCACGAGGCGCUGAGGCGCGCGUUCCACGACAAGUACGUCGCCUCCUCGGGCCUGGUCGUGGGCGACUCGCAGACGUCGCUGGCGCUGGCGCUCGUGUUCGGCCUGCUGCGCGAGACGGGCGGGCAGCGGCGCCGGGCGGCCGAGCGGCUGGUGCGGCUGGUGCGGCUCGCCAGGUUCCGCGUGUCGACGGGCUUCGCGGGCACGCCGGCCGUGCUGCACGCGCUGUCGGGGGCCGGGUUCGACCAGGUGGCGUACCGGAUGCUGCUCGAGGAAGGGUGCCCGAGCUGGCUGUACCCGGUCGGCCGCGGGGCGACGACGAUCUGGGAGCGGUGGGACAGCAUGCUGCCCGACGGGCGGAUCAACCCGGGCGAGAUGACGAGCUUCAACCACUACGCGCUCGGCAGCGUGGCCGAGUGGCUGCACCGGAACGUGGGCGGGCUGGCGCCGCUGGAGCCCGGGUGGAAGAGGUUCCGCGUGCGGCCGGUGCCGGGGGGCACGCUGACGGGUGCGAGGGCCAGCUUCGUCAGCCCCCAGGGCGAGAUCAGGACGGAGUGGGAGCUGGCCGGGGACGGCGUGGUCAAGGUCGGGCUGACUGUGCCGCCCAACGCGACGGCCGUGGUCGAGAAGCCGGAUGGAGCGGUGGAGGUCGGCUCCGGGGUGCACUCGUUUGAGUGGAAGGUUACGCACGAGCAGGCUUGGCCGCCAAAGGCCAUUUCACAGGACAUCUAG
Thyridium curvatum is the source of this 2709-nucleotide messenger RNA. RefSeq lists its product as uncharacterized. The record is from RefSeq and is a predicted model, not a curated record. Gene Ontology annotation, biological process: carbohydrate metabolic process. Lineage: Eukaryota; Fungi; Ascomycota; Sordariomycetes; Thyridiales; Thyridiaceae. Bases 1 to 2709 code for a protein of 902 amino acids. The transcript has a single exon.